Molecule: messenger RNA, 2466 nt
Organism: Patiria miniata (bat star)
Lineage: Eukaryota; Metazoa; Echinodermata; Asteroidea; Valvatida; Asterinidae
Product: diphthine--ammonia ligase-like
Exons: 17
Coding region: 114-2237 (707 amino acids)
Biological process (GO): protein histidyl modification to diphthamide
Molecular function (GO): diphthine-ammonia ligase activity
Source: RefSeq, a predicted model, not a curated record
UAAUAACCCUUUGACAGCGAUUGAGGGCGCUCUCUCACAACACCUUGCAAGCUGGCUACGACACGUGCGUGCAUGUUCGACACGAUCUUUGUGCUGUUGACUGGUGGUUGUUUAUGAUCGACGACGACGAAAGUGAACCGGUGACGUCAAAAAUGAAAGUUGUAGCCCUUGUAAGCGGUGGCAAAGACAGCUGCUAUAACAUGAUGCAGUGUGUAGCAGAAGGUCAUGACCUGGUAGCGCUAGCAAACCUCAGGCCAAAACAGCAAGAUGAGCUAGACAGUUACAUGUACCAGACAGUAGGGCAUCAUGCCAUCCAGCUGUAUGCCCAGGCCCUGGGCCUGCCGCUCUACAGGGGUGUCAUUGAGGGUUCACCUAAGGAACAAAGCAAGGAUUACUCCAUCACAGAGGGGGAUGAAGUGGAGGAUUUGUACAGACUCCUGCACAAAGUCAAGGAAGAGCUAGGUGUAGAAGGUGUGUCUGUAGGAGCCAUUCUGUCUGACUACCAGAGGGUGCGAGUGGAAAAUGUGUGUUGCCGACUUGGGCUUACCCCUCUGGCAUUCCUAUGGCGCAGAGAUCAAGAGGGACUCCUGAAGGAGAUGAUAACGGCUGGAGUGGAGGCUAUCAUCAUUAAAGUGGCAGCUAUGGGCUUGGACUCAAGGCACCUUGGAAUGACACUACAGGAGAUACAAUCACACAUGCUGCGCAUGAAAGAGAAAUACCAGUUGAAUGUCUGUGGCGAGGGUGGUGAGUUUGAGACGUUCACACUGGAUUGUCCACUCUUUGCCAAGAAAUUGAAAGUUAAACAUCAAGAAAUGGUGAAUCACAGCGACGAUGCGUUUGCACCUGUGUGGUACCUCAAUCUUCUUGGUAUGGAGUUGGAGGAAAAACAGAAUGUUGCGGAAGCCUUUGCUGAUAGGUUAAAGGGCAUUCCCAUGAAGCGAGGCUCUGACCUUCUCCAAGAACUUGAGGAUUUAAUGGAUGAGGAAUCACAAGGAAAUCCACCGUGUCCAGUGGAAGAUAGCAAUCCAAAUGAAGACUCAAACAGUACAUCCGAUGUUGCAACAGUUACAUCAUCUCCAAUUUGUAAAAUCUCCAGCGAAGGUUACAUGUGGGUCUCGGGGCUAACGCCAUCACGAUCGGAUGGGUGGACAAUUAUUGAGAGUACAGAGCAAGCAAUGGAGUCUCUGAAAGAAUGUCUAGGUAACCAUGGAUACGACCUCCUGGAUGUUGUUAUAGUUCACGUGUAUGUCAAGGACAUGUCCAAUUUCUCCCAGAUCAACUCGGUGUAUUGCAGAUACUUUCAGCAAAAUCCCCCUGCAAGAGUCUGUGUUCAAGUUGACCUGCCAUGUGACACGGAGCUGCAAAUUGACUGCUUGGCGCACAGAAAUAUCAGUCGAAGAAAAUCCAGCAAUGAUGACGUUGAAGUAGAACCGGUGCACAGACACACCAUGCAUGUACGGAGUAUAUCCCACUGGGCACCGGCUAACAUUGGACCAUACAGUCAGGCUGUUCAGAUCGGUGAUCUCGUUUUCUCGGCAGGCAUGAUAGGCCUAUGCCCCAGCACCAUGCGAAUCGUAGAGGGCGGUAUAACACCGCAGUGCGCCCUCUCAUUGCGCAGCUUACAACGAUUACUGAUGGCCAUGCACCCGGGAGCAUCACUGAGCACUGUUGUCUGUGGUGUGUGUUACGUGACCGACAGUCGGCAUAUAGAUGUUGCAAGGAAACACUGGGAGAAAUUUGUUAAGGAGGGGCAUUCCCGUUCCGUCCGAGCCCACAGUGCGAUGAGCUACGUAGUGGUGCCAUAUCUUCCUAAGGGUUGUCUUGUGGAGUGGCAGGUUGCGGCUUGUGUCGACUCGGAAUCAUGGCAAGGUACAAGCAAGUCUGUACAGGGCAAUGUAUCAACCUCCCAACUGGAGAUCAAUAUAGACGGUACGAAAUCAUCAGGGUUCAUCAUUUGCAGCAUUACACCAAACAUGUCUUCAGAGCUUCAACUCUUAGCGGUAAAUCUACUAGAUACCAUGGGAGCUUGCUUAAAGGAGCAGACGUCUUCCUGGGAUAGGGUCCUCAGUGUGCGUGUCUUCUACAAGCAGUCGGUGGUUGCCCGCGGACAGCUGUUAAAUGCACUGACAGCAGAAUUAGAAAAGGCAUCAUCAGCAAUUCCUGCCUUAUGUCUGGUACCUGUACUCUCUCUACCAGGUUCGUGUGUCAUUACAGCUCUGGCAUUCCUUCAGAUGUAACACACGGAUCAAGUGACAUUGACAGAUAACCAAUAACAGGCUGUGAACUCCAUGUGUGAACAGAAGGCGGUAGCUGAGAGCCCUGGUACUGGUUCUUGCACGUAUGGUGUGAAAUACGCACAAUUUGGGCGAUUCACAAUGUAGUGCGCCACCAAGAGUUUGUCGCGGAGAGAGUCCAUUAAUUUUUCAAGUUUACGGUCGACAAAACACAGCCCAUUUGAACGAGUGU